Messenger RNA from Cetraspora pellucida, 208 nucleotides. The record is from the annotation of a GenBank genome assembly. NCBI's taxonomy places the organism in Eukaryota, Fungi, Glomeromycota, Glomeromycetes, Diversisporales, Gigasporaceae.
GGCUAAAGCCCUUAUACCCAAGAAAAGAAACUUAUUUCUGUCAAAUAUGAGCAGCUUGAUACCCAAGAGACCAAAACUUCUUGACACUAGAGCCAAAAAAAAGGACUUUGACUUGUCAUCAGAACAAGAAAAAACUCCUAUUGUAGAAGCAGAAACAGCAAACAUGCCAUAUUUACCAAAUAAUAAACCAAGUAAAAGCAACAACUAA